Messenger RNA from Aspergillus lentulus, 1821 nucleotides. RefSeq lists its product as uncharacterized. Lineage: Eukaryota; Fungi; Ascomycota; Eurotiomycetes; Eurotiales; Aspergillaceae. The record is from RefSeq and is a predicted model, not a curated record.
AUGUCCCGACGAGCACGAAACCAUGAGUACUACGAGGAGGACCUCUACGAGGAAGAAAGCGAUACAUAUCGACGUCCGCGGAGGUCUCGACGCGAGCGCUUCGCCGAAGACGAUGAAUUGCAAUACGGACGUCGAAUGACCACCCCGCUUCCCGUGGAAGAUCUGGAACGCCUACACAUACGAGAACGGUCAAAGCCUGACUUUAUUCGCGAGAGCUUUGAUCCACCGCGGAACCCUGGUCCCCUGGCUGUGAUGCGGGAGCGGGAGGAAAAUGAGAUGGACAUGCUUCCUCGCGAGACAUUGAGGGACUACGAGCGGGACAGGCACGAGCGUCGUGAGCGACCUCGGAAUAGGAGGACCGCUAAGGAGGAGGAUAUUUACUUCCAGGAGGUAUUGGAAAGACGGAGGUAUGCAGGGGCCGAAUCUGGCGAGGGAGAAGUUGAGCUGCAGAGAGAAAGGCCGUCGAUACCGCGACCUAACUUGGAUGACGAGGAGGAAUUUGUACGCUUACGUCGCAACAAGAAAGAGAAGAAAAACUCGCGGAUGAAACACGCGGAACUUGAGAUUGAGCGAGAUGAGCUCUAUCGCCGUGGAUCUGACGCCAGGCUGGAGCAUACCAUGCUCCACAGUGAUGUUAGAGAACGUACACCAGCAGCACGCUUACGAUCCCACCGGCCUCGGCAGCUGGAUGGAGACGAAGAGGAUGAAGAGGAUAUCAUUAUCCGAAGAGAUGAGCGGAGGGGUCGAAGGGGUAGGUUCAAGGAAAAGGAAAAGAUUACCAUGCGAGAAAGAGGAAUUUCGACGUCCCCGGAGUCGCCAAGUUCGAGAGAGCUUUCGCAGGUUCGGAAGUCUCAUGUUACAUCUCGUGAACGCAUGAGAGAUGGUUAUGAAUUGCCUCGUGCACCACUUGCACCCAGUCCAGAGCCUUCUUCUCCCAGUAGCUUCGAGGAGUUGGAGAUUCGUCACCGUACACGAGGACGCCCAAGAAAAGAGAAGAUCAUUAUAGAACGACGCAAUGAUACUUCACCUCCAUCCAUACUUUCAUCUUCAGAAUCUGGCAACAAGAGCGAGGACGAAAUUGACAUCUCUCACGCAAAAUUCAAGACCUCAAACCGAAAAGAGGACGUUUUGAUUAUGGAACGUCAACCUCAACGCCACGAAAGUGAUGAAGAGGUCCAGGUCUUCGAGGAGGAACAGUACACCCGGCGCGAUGCGGGAGGGCCUCAGCGGCGGAGCACACCCACAGUCACGGUUGAAGAUAAAGCGAUAGUCCGGGUUGACUCAGGAAGCCAUGGCAGUGCAGAGCAGGAGAUGCGACGGGAGCGGCGUGUAUCCACACAGCGAUCCCGAUCCAUCAAGGGCCACGGAAGACUGUCUGACGAGAACAUCGACCGCAAAGAUGGUCGAAUCGGACGGCGAUACAUUGGCGUAAAGGACAAGCGAGAUCGUCUCUGGACAGAAAUCACCAAGGACCUUGUGGUCAGGGAGGCCAUUGAGCGGGCUGGCUAUGAAUACGAGGAAACUGAAUCGUUCUAUUACAUAUUCUCGUAUCUUGGAUAUGACGAUAUAUCAGCCCUUGUCGCACUAUCGGAGGACAUCCGCCGUGCACGGCGCCAGCGAAUUCAGGCGAUUAGCAGGGAGCGAGCCUCCAUGCGUAUUCCAUUCGCACCUGAACCGGUCGCACCCGCUCCCGUGUUACUGGGGAGGCCGCCGUCUCCGCGUCUCCGACCUCGGGAUGAGCGGAGACUGAAGAAAGAGCGGGAGCUCAUUAUCGAAGAAGGACGAUGGAGACCAGGUCCAGCUCCGUUGGACAGAUGGUGA